UAUGACUAAUAAAGUGCUCCACUACCAAGACUACAUAGUUAAAUUACCAAAUAAAAAAAAUGUUUCAUCAAAUUUCAGUCACGUUACUUGCUAUAAUGGUGGUGCUAAUCCAAACGCUGGUUGCGGAACCAACACUUCCUAUGGCCACCUGCGACAGUGAGAAAUGCAUAUUACCUGAUUGUUUAUGCAUGAGCACGAUGCCUCCCUUGGGUUUGAAGCCGGAAGAAAUUCCGCAAAUGGUCUUCCUCACGUUCGACGAUGCUGUGGCUGACGUGAUGUAUUCAACAUACCAGAAAAUCUUUCACAACAGAACUAAUCCUAAUGGCUGCAACAUUGUGAUGACAUUCUACGUCACUCACGAAGGCACAAACUAUCGACUAGUUAACGAACUUUACAACAGAGGCAACGAAAUGGCCUCUCACACUGUCUCGCAUAAAAUGAAUUACCAUUAUUGGACAAAUACUUCUGUUGAAUUUUGGCAAAGAGAGGCUGGUUACCAAAGAUACUUUCUUCACACAUAUGGCAACAUACCUUUAAAUAAGAUACAGGGUUUUCGGGCUCCAUUUCUUCAAACUGGAGGCGACGCUACACAAAGCGCCUUGCGAAGAUUGGGCAUGACAUUUGACUCGUCAUAUACAACGAUACAAUUAAUGGAUCCUCCCAUUUGGCCAUUUACUAUGGAUUACGGCUUGACACACGAAUGUAUCAUACCUUCUUGUAGCAAAGACAAACAUCCAGGAUUUUGGACGAUUCCCAUGAUCGAAUUCCGCAAUGGAGAGAACGGAGCACUAUGCAAAAUGGCGGAUACCUGUUUCCCACCGUAUUUAACACGACCACAUUUUGCCAAUCAGACUACAAAAGAGGUCUUUGACUAUUUCAUGUUCAAUUUCAAGCGGUUCAACAAGACCAGGGCACCUUUCAGCAUCAAUCAACACAUGUACUGGUUCCUCCUUGAAAACCAAGCCAUUCUCGAAGGAUUUUUACAAUUUCUCGACUAUUUGGCAAGCCUCGAUUACGUGUACAUUGUUCCAAUCAGCAAGGGGAUAGAGUGGCUGAAAAAUCCCAAGACGUUGGCUGAGAUGCAGACGAAAAACGUUUUCAGCUGCGACUCGACUUCCGCCAACAUGGCGCCGUGCCCUAAACCACAAGUUUGUUAUUAUACCACAUCCAUUCCAGGUGGUGCACGAUUAAUGGGCUCUUGUAAUUCGUGCCCUGCUGAAUAUCCUUGGCUGUUGGACCACGAUGACGACCUUAUAAUGCAAUCAACUUCCACGAAACAGGAAACAACCUCGACGACGACGCAAGCACUCCCAAUGACGAUGCAGACGACAUCCGCCACUGGUAGUGCAACACAUUUAGGGUAUCAACUUGUCAUAAAUGUAAUAUUAGUCAUUCAGGGAUUCGUGGUAAGUUUCUGCCACUUCUUUUGUUGAAAACGUGA
Molecule: messenger RNA, 1441 nt
Organism: Daphnia carinata
Lineage: Eukaryota; Metazoa; Arthropoda; Branchiopoda; Diplostraca; Daphniidae
Product: chitin deacetylase 8-like
Exons: 8
Coding region: 60-1433 (457 amino acids)
Biological process (GO): carbohydrate metabolic process
Molecular function (GO): hydrolase activity, acting on carbon-nitrogen (but not peptide) bonds
Source: RefSeq, a predicted model, not a curated record